This is a messenger RNA of Rhododendron vialii, 1890 nucleotides long. Its product is annotated as cysteine proteinase mucunain-like. The record is from RefSeq and is a predicted model, not a curated record. The transcript has 5 exons. Lineage: Eukaryota; Viridiplantae; Streptophyta; Magnoliopsida; Ericales; Ericaceae. Gene Ontology annotation, molecular function: cysteine-type endopeptidase activity. Gene Ontology annotation, cellular component: lysosome. Bases 96 to 1493 code for a protein of 465 amino acids.
UAUAAGAAGGUCACCCACUCCCCCCAGCUCACUAUUCUCACACACUCUCUCUCUCCAAAAACAAAGGAACAAGAGAGAGAGAGAGAGAGAGAGACAUGGCUUCACCCAAAUCCUUCAUCCCAGUCCUCGUCCUCCUACUCCUAACGCUCUUUGUCCUGUCAUCGGCGCUGGACAUGUCGAUCAUCACCGCCACCUCGGCCGGAAAAUCAGACCGGAGAACCGAAACAGAGGUGAGGGCCAUGUACGAGUCGUGGCUAGCAAAGCACGGGAAAUCGUACAAUGCGCUGGGCGAGAAGGAGAGGAGGUUCGAGAUAUUCAAGGACAAUCUCAGGUUCGUCGACGAGCAUAACAGCGUCGAGGGCCGGAGUUACAAGGUGGGUCUGAACCGGUUCGCUGACCUGACCAACGAGGAGUACCGGUCCACGUACUUGGGGGUCAAGGCCGGGUCGAGGAGGAGGGUUCAGAAGCCGAGGAGGAGUGAUCGGUACGCUACCCUGGUCGGGGAGGAGUUGCCGGAUUCUGUUGAUUGGAGAGAGAAAGGGGCUGUCGUUGGGGUUAAAGACCAGGGUAGCUGUGGGAGUUGCUGGGCUUUUUCCACCAUUGCUGCCGUGGAAGGGAUCAACAAGAUAGUGACCGGAGACUUGAUCUCGUUAUCGGAACAAGAACUGGUGGAUUGCGAUACGUCCUACAAUGAAGGGUGCAAUGGCGGUCUCAUGGAUUACGCCUUUGAGUUCAUCAUCAACAACGGCGGUAUUGAUUCCGAGGAAGAUUACCCCUAUAAAGCUCGAGAUAGCAGAUGCGAUCAGUACAGGAAAAAUGCAAAGGUGGUUGCGAUUGAUGAUUACGAAGAUGUUCCUGAAAACGACGAGAAGGCGUUGCUGAAGGCGGUGGCGAAUCAACCCGUGGCUGUUGCCAUUGAAGGCAGUAGCAUGUCUUUCCAAUUAUACGAUUCGGGUGUAUUCACCGGAAGCUGUGGGACAGCAUUAGACCAUGGUGUGACUGCAGUUGGAUACGGCACAGAAGACGGUGUCGAUUAUUGGAUCGUGAAAAACUCAUGGGGUGCAGACUGGGGAGAGGGUGGCUACAUCAGGAUGGAGCGCAACGUGCCUCACGGGGGCAAAUGUGGGAUCGCAAUGGAAGCAUCUUACCCCAUCAAGAAGGGCGAAAAUCCCCCCAACCCCGGCCCAUCUCCUCCGUCCCCGAUAAAGCCUCCUGCAGUUUGCGACGAUUACUACAUGUGUCCUGAGAGCACCACCUGCUGCUGCGUCUACGAAUAUGCAAAUUACUGCUUUUCUUGGGGAUGUUGCCCGCUCGAGGGUGCCACCUGCUGCGAAGACCAUUACAGUUGCUGCCCCUUUGAUUACCCCAUAUGCAAUGUGUACUCUGGAACCUGCUUAAUGAGCAAGGACAACCCGUUGGGAGUGAAGGCGAUGAAGCGCAUCCAUGCUAUGCCUCAAUGGGCUUACGCGACUGGAAAGAGUAGCAGCGCGUAAGAAUGCUUUGGAGCUUCUGAGCGACAGAUUUGAGGAAAGAAGAUGGAGGUAGAAGGAGUUAUAGCAUACUUGAUGGUCUUCUACUUGGUAUACGCUAAUUCUAAACGCCUCUUUUCCGCUGGAGGGAGGUUUAAUCGAUGCUCAAACGAUGCGUUGUUAUGUAUAUAUAUUAUCAUUUGUGUUGCUGUUGUAUCCGAACAACAAAACAGGUUUUUAUCUUUCAGUUUGCAGUUUAUGCUCGUAAUGUAUAUACUGCUUUAAAUUCCUGUACUUUUAAGGGUGGCUGGCGAUUAGUCUAUCCUUCCAAAUUCUAAUGCCUGCCUAUGUACUUCAUGAAUUUGUAAUAGCAUUGUAUGAUUUGUAUUCUCCUAAAGAAACAACAAAUGUUUACGAACCA